Xyrichtys novacula (pearly razorfish) is the source of this 9546-nucleotide messenger RNA. The record is from the annotation of a GenBank genome assembly. Lineage: Eukaryota; Metazoa; Chordata; Actinopteri; Labriformes; Labridae.
GGUGAUGCUUGCAACUCUUGUUAUGACUGCAAGGUCCUGUUUCAAUCACUGGCGUCAGACGGACGCACGACACCAACUCAAACCUUUUCACCUUCGCCUCAUCAACGUAAAUAUUGAUUGAAAGGAGAGGGCAUUACCGAGCAACUUUCUGGGUGUUUUACUUUGAAAGAGCUUCACGGGAUUUUAAAGAAUAUCCUUCGUCGUGUCACUUUGAGGUUCCGACGGAUUUUUUUUUUUUCGCUUUUACUUACCGACACUUGGAGAUAUAACUUAUCCUCUAUUAUGUUAGAGUGGCUCGUCAAAUAGACCCGCCUCUGACCUUCACUACGCACAUUAUUGUUGCAUUUAGCGGAUAUAUAAGCCAUUUGCUUCACUUUAAGAGGCCCUUUCCAACUUUUUCCUUUUUCUUUGAAUGCGUUGCAAAUAUGAUGAUGUCACCGACGCCACUUUUUCCUGAAGUUAUGGCGGAGCACAACUUUUCUAACUUCUCUUGGUAAGCAUACACAGGCUACUGCCUCCUAGCAUUGCUACACUUUGAUUUGCGCUUUAUAUGCUAACCACAGCAGUCAAACAGAUAUCUCUUACGGCGCAUUACCGACACAUGCAGCGUUUUAAACGAGUUACAUUUGAAUGGGCUGUGAAUUUAGAGCUGUGCAGUGAAGUUAAACGAGAAAGCUAGUUCGCCUCUGAGGGCCUGCGGGUGAUUUUACCGCAAUAACUGGAUCUACGAGGCCCUUUAAAAACUCACGUAGCAACCAGUGGCUUCUUUUAGUUGUACAAAGUGUGCACGCAUUUAAGAAGUAGGUUGAAUUCACUCUGUUGGGUUUAAUUGGAGCUUUAUUGAAAGCCUGAAAAAGCAUUUGUGCCUCAACUCCUAAAUUAUGCUACCUUGCUGCUGCUUGACAUUGAUCUCAUUUAGAUUAAUGAGGAUUUCAGCCAAGUCAGAGAAAGUGGACGAAGCAUUUGCAGGUCUAAAGUCUGGCUUUUCUGGGCUCUCGUUCCCCUCUGUUGAUACCCUUUUGUGGAUGCAUCAUAGCACUUGUUUUGAACACAGUUUCUGCACCAUGGUGGAAGGGCUGGAUUCCCACAAACUUCUCAGUUCCUGCUUUUCUGUGUCACUGACAUACCCAGUUAUGAGUGCUGUGACUGACAGCUAACCACUAACUGCGGUAAAUCAUCUCUUCAGUGUUAACAGGACAUUGGAGGAGGCAUGCCAGAGAUAAUAAUGAGUUCAGCUGGGUGAAAGUAUACACUGAAAAGUAAAAAGAGUGGCUCUUGGUAGCAAAUACAAAAAGGUUUGAUAACAGCAUUGAUGGUUGAAAAUGUUUUAUCCUGAGACACAGAUGUUUAAUCGAGUUAUUCAGAGGUUGUUUCUACGAGGGCCCGAGCGAUUUAUCGGCGAGCCGAUUAAAUUGGACAAUUUUGGCCCCGUUUGAGGCUAAUCGGAAAUCGGCCAAAACUCGCCGAUUUUCGCCGAUAUUUUCAGAAAUAAAAUGCGAAGAAUUAGAUUCGGGUUCACUUCGAAAAUGUUCCGCCAUUUGAAAAGUUCCCCGACUCAUCCUGUAGAUGGCGCAGCGACCUCAUGACAGUCUUUACCCACUAACUUUUCGCUUUUCUGAAAACGCUUUUCUCAUCCGAGUUUGAUCAGUCAGUCUUCCUGUCGGCGUGAAGAGCAGUAGCCUACAGUAUAUCUACAAAAUAUAGUAUACUGUAGAUAUCUACAGUAUAUAUAUAUAUAUAUUUUUAUAACUUCAUAAGAAUUGUAAAAAAUCGGACGAUUAAUCCAUAAUCGGAAAAAUCCAUAUCGGUCAGGCCCUAGUUUCUACAUGUAUGUGAUCAGUCGCUGCUUGUUUCAAGAUGUUUAGUUUUAGUGAUCUGUCGCCUCUCUAUGCCGAAGACAGAACUCUGAAAGCUCACACUGUAAAUAACACAAGUGACCUUUGUGGUGGCCCGAGAUUCCCCUGGUCUUAGUAGAUUAGUUUGUCUACAUUGCUCCGCUGCUCCCUCUCAAAUUGAAAGAAGAUGACACAUUUCUCCGUCAAACAAGUCACAUGACUGUCUUAAAAAACCUUUUUUUUUUUAAUCAUAGUUCAUAGAUUGCUAAGAGUAUUGGAAUAAUAAAAGGUCAGCAUAUUUAGUUUGUCAUCACUUUUCCUGUCACACUGCUAAGAGGUUCCCACUGGCUGUUCCGACAUAACCUCAAAAUGGUCUUAAUCACCCCAGAGAGUUGGUUUCACUCUGUGAGAUUUUGUUUGGAGAUUACAUCAGCUAAGUCUAUGAUGCAUUCACUCAAAUCAGUGUUUGUUUUGCUUCUUUUAGUCCUUGUUGUCAAGACUUUGUUUUGAUUGACUUGGAUUAAGAUUUUUGAUCAUGACUCAAAGCUUAAACACAUGUACUCUCCAAAGGAUUGCUUGUUUGUUGGACACAGCCAAUACCCCUACGUAACAGAGAGAGAAUAUUAUGAUGAGUUGACAAAGAAGGCAGUAUUUGUGAAUUGGUUUGUGUAUUUGCUUGGCGCAGACUAUUGCGAGUACUUGGCUUAUCUAAUGGAGCACCUCCAGGGAGCGUGGAAGACCCUGAGCAACGGCUUCGGUAUGAAAGACUCUGCGUUUGAGGGCCCGUGCCUUUCCCCAACCAUGGUCCAGGGCUUUCCCUGCCAGCGUCGCGCUUCAGAUGACAGCAAGAUGCCAGACUCGAAGACUAGCAGCACUAUACGGGUCUACCUCCCGAACCAGCAGCGCACGGUGGUAAGUAUCUUUCUCCUGCAGUACUGGUCGCACUUACACUGUUCAUAGUUGUGGAUAGACCUGAAAUAUAAAGCUGCUGAUACUCCUACAGCAAGGCAAAGCAUUAAUAUAUAUUUCUCUCCCUUAGGUGAAUGUGCGACCAGGUAUGACUCUGUACAGCUGCCUGAUUAAAGCAUUAAAAGUGCGAGGUCUGCAGCCUCAGUGCUGUGCUGUCUUCAGGCUGCAUCCAGGACAAAGGAGGUGAGCUCAGGUCACUGUAGGAAUGAAACCUAAGACAGAAGAUCAGAGAGUGUGCAGACUGCCUCCUAAUUAUCUGUUUUCACUUCUUUUCCUCUCUGUCAUAUUCUUUAAUGAACAUUUUCCUCUUAAAUGUCCCAAACAGUAAAAAAUUCCGCAUGGAUUGGAACACUGACUCCACCUCGCUCAUUGGUGAAGAGCUGCUAGUGGAGGUUUUAGAUCACGUUCCCUUGACAACACAUAAUUUUGUGAGUACUUGAAGCCGUAUCUUAACAUCCUACCGCAAACCUUUUGGCAAUUUUUACUCUCAUAUAGAAACAAUUUUCUUCUGUCUUCUCAGGUCCGGAAAACAUACCUUAAACUAGCUUUCUGCGAUAUCUGCCAGAAGUUUCUUUUGAAUGGUUUCCGUUGCCAAACAUGCGGCUACAAGUUCCACGAGCAUUGUAGCACCAAAGUGCCCACUAUGUGUGUGGACUGGAGCAAUAUUCGGCAGCUUUUGUAAGCGUCUCAUACAGUUGUUUGUUAUCUAAAGAAGCACUCGAAACUUCCACACUCAAUGCGAGAGUUUCAAUCUUUGUCACUCCCUGUGUCAGGUUGUGUCCAACACCUGGUGAAAGCGCCCCGUCACUGCCCCCGCCGACAUCCAGGCGAAUGAGAGAAUCCCUAACACGGUUUCCAAGGUGAGCAGGCCACUCUUUCAUACUAAAUCAACGAUGAGCAGAUCUGUCUUGUGCGAGCUUAACAUUCAUGUAGGGCAGCAUUUCCAGGAUGUAAGGUGAGUUAUUGCAAAUUCAAGAGGAGGUAAAUGAAUGCCUUGAAGGACCCUGUAGAGUUUUCUCAUACAUCAUCAUAACAUUUGUUGUUAUUCUUAGUAUGGAUCCCCAGUCUUUAAUAAAUGUGUUGCAUUUUUUAAUAUGUUUUCCUGUGAUUUAUAAUAUAUGUCCCAAAGAUGAUGUGGAGAAAUGAGUGUAUACCCAAACAGGGUUUUUUCAACUUUGUGUUUCUUGUGACUCUGUUGCUUCAGGCACAACAGGGGGCACUUCUUUUUCAUUUCAGCCACAAUGUCCUCCAUGUUCUACUGCGGGCACAGUCGUAGUAAUACUCUGAUUUGUUGAGAACUUAAAUUAAAUCCCAUUUUUAAUGACGUCCUCAGCUUUAAUGGGGGCUUACAAGUCCAAGUGUUGAUGUAAUGAGAGGCGUGAAAAGAGCCUGUUGUUUCAGGGGCACUUAAAAUGGUUAAAUAUCACUUAUAGCUGCCAAAUUAGCACCGGCCAAGCAUUAAGUUGUUCCAUGCGGAGCGAUCUCAAACGCUCUUUUGAAACACAGUUUUGUUUAGCCAGAAGAGGAAUUGUUCUCGAGGACUGCGCUCCAUUGGCGUAAGUGUGAACGAACACAAUCUCUGUUUAUAUACGUCACUCAGCUGGAGUUUCACUGUCCCUGUUUUAACCAGCAGAUACGUAACAGGAGCUAUAUCAUGAUCUUUACUGCAGUUAGACGCAGAAUUUAUAUGAUUCAUGUCAAUUUUUUGCUCACUGAAAGUCACAUUAAAGGUUGUCCACAUGAAUAUUAACUCAGAAAUACCAGUGUAGUGUUUUUGUGGUUGUCUGUGUUUGUUUCUAACACAAAACAUGCUUCACGCUCAGUCUGCAUGAGCUGUUAGCAGUUUGUUGAUGCAACAACAACAACACCGUGCAGUUCUCAGGGGAGGAAAGUGCGAGAAAUAACACCAAAAACUACAACCAGCCAGCACAACCACACCACACCCAUCAGUCUCAUUUAAGAGAAGUCAGAGCAGGGAACCCGGCGUUUGCUUCCCUUUCGGCUGUCAUGCUGUCAAGCUGUUCUGUUUUUAAUAUCUAGUCCUUCUGCACCUUCACAGCUCUGCCCACCGCUACUCCACUCCUCAUGCCUUCAACUACACCACGCCCUACCCACCCACAGGCGGCGGUCUCUCCCAGAGGCAGCGCUCCACCUCCACGCCCAACGUCCACAUGGUUAGCACCACCCUGCCUGUAGACAGCAGCAUGAUCGAGGUAACUACACACCAUGUGGGCCCCCUUGGGUAUACUCCUGUAGGUUCCAGCUACUCCUAAAAUAUCCCCUCACUGACAGUGAUCUAGCCCUCCUACGUACCUCUUAGGCAUUUCAACCAUCUUCAUCUUGCUUUUUUUUCUGCCUCUUAUCUCCAUGUGUGAAGUAAUCUACCUGGGCAGGGUUGAGCCUGUUUGGUGUAAUUCCCCUGAUGGCAUCUUAUUUUAGCACGUAUAAAAUGUGCAACUUGACUUCCCUCUGUUCAGUUCGAGUUUCUGCUUUUUCACUGCCAGUGCUCUUGCGUAAUCGGCUCACUGGUUUUGCAUGCUCUUUUGUAGCACUUUUUUUUUCCUGUUCUCUGUCCAGGUACAAACCUUGGCAUCACUUGUUUUCUGUUCCUUCCUCACUUCUCUUACUGUGUCCUUUUCCCCCUCCUCUGUUCCUCACUGGCCUGUUGUAAUGUCGGGGGGAGUAGCUAGACUGCCUCAAUACCUUCCCCAGCUCGUGGUGUCAUAGAUUCUGGCUGAAGAGGAAAGUAGGUAUUGUGCACUUCCCCCAGUCUUUUGUUGAGGCCUCACCUGAGAGUCCAGAAAAGGUUAGACGGCAGUGUAUCUGUGUGCUGCAUGCAUUGCAAACAGGUUAUCUGCAUUCACAUCUUCGCAUUUGAGUCAAACCAUAAGUGACAGCGCAGCAUGUGGUUUACUGUUUCAGCACGGUGACAGAGCUCUGUUUCUGUUUUUUUCUGUCUCUUUAGGAUGCAAUGCGUGAUCAUGACUCGGGUAAGUGCUCACUCUGUUUCGUGUUGGCACAUAGUUGUGUAUUUUUGUGCUUUUUCAUGGGCACUUACCUCACAAAUCUCCCUCUUUGACUAUGAAGACAUCACUGUAGUCAGAGUCGACCUUCCUUUGUGAAUUGUCUCUAAAUUUCCCGUCACAGUUGGCGAGUUUGGAUUCAACUCUUAGAUUGCUUUAUCCAUAUUCAUUCAGUCAGUUAUAGAUAUUAUAGCUUUUAUUGGGAGUUACGAAUAAAAGAGGGUUAAGAGUAAAGGGGUCAUCUUUUAAUUUUUCUUUUUGAAUCUCUAAAGCCGGAAGUUCCCCAAACCAGAGCCCCACUGGCUGGUCCCAGUCCCAUUCGAAAGCCCCUGCACCUGCCCAGCGAGAGAGGGCCACAUCCUUCAACACUCAGGAGAAAAAUAAAAUUGUAAGAUUCGAACAACAUUUUCUCUCUUUUGCUGCAUGAUGCGCUCAGAUCUCGUAUGACUUGUCAUUCAUGAGUUGCACUUUUUUGCUGUCUGUUCAUCCAGAGGCCUCGGGACAAGAGGGACUCCAGCUACUACUGGGAGAUCGAGGCCAGCGAGGUGUAUCUGCACUCCCGCAUCGGUUCAGGCUCCUUUGGAACUGUGUACAAAGGGAAAUGGCAUGGUAGGAAUGUGUCUCUGAGCGGGCAGGGCACUUUCACUUACAUUCAUGUUCCAGUCACCUGACAUGCAUAAUGGUGAGAAAAUUACCUGCACGCAUGUAGUAUUGCAGAGUUUUUUUUCUCUUCCAGGUGAUGUAGCGGUGAAGAUUUUAAAGGUCACCGACCCCACACCAGAGCAGCUACAGGCAUUCAGGAAUGAGGUGGCAGUCCUGAGGUAAGAGACGGUGCAGUUACAGUGGGUUUUUUCAGCUGACAGCUGGUGUUUUCACGUGUUUCGAGUGUUGCAAAAUACCGCAUUGUUGGUGAAUCAUCUUCAUUGCAAAUUAUUAUCUUAUCUGCGUUUGGUAAUUUCCUCUUCCUCCCGCCUCUGGUCACAGGAAAACACGACACGUCAACAUCCUGUUGUUCAUGGGCUACAUGACAAAAGACAACCUGGCUAUAGUGACCCAGUGGUGUGAGGGCAGCAGCCUCUACAAACACAUCCAUGUCCUCGAGACGAACUUCAAGAUCAUCCAGCUCAUUGACAUCGCCAGGCAGACCGCUCAGGGCAUGGAGUAAGUUCGGAGGACUAGAGCUCAGUGCUGAGAAACCACAUUUGAAAGAUCAGGAGUCAUCUCAUUUCUCUUCUCACUUUUUCAGCUAUCUGCACGCAAAGAACAUCAUCCAUCGUGACAUGAAGUCCAACAGUAUCCUUUUUAUAAUCGUGGUUUCGCCGUCAACUCUUCAUGGAAGGUGGUCUGUAACUGUCCUCUCAUCGCAGGUUUGUUUUUUCCUCUUUGUUUGACACCUUGACAGCACCUCAGACAUCUUCUUGCAUGAAGGGCUAACAGUGAAAAUCGGGGACUUUGGUCUCGCUACGGUGAAGGCCAGAUGGAGCGGCUCUCAUCAGGUGGAGCAGCCAUCUGGAUCCAUUCUCUGGAUGGUCAGUGUCGCGCGUCUUAUUACUCUAAAGCAAUAAAGAAUGUAAACAAAGCACACGCUUAAUCUCACCGCUCUUAUGUGUCCUCAGGCUCCUGAGGUUAUCCGGAUGCAGGAUAACAAUCCCUACAGCUUCCAGUCCGAUGUCUAUUCCUAUGGAAUUGUUCUUUUUGAGCUCUUGACGGGAGAGCUCCCAUACUCCCACACAGCGAACAGAGAUCAGGUAAUGUCUCAUUGUUCACUCAUGCUUCACUGUAUGUUAGGUGCAGACUGUGCAUCAAAGCAAAACUGAGAAGAUUCUUUCCUGCCUUUACAUAAAUCGAGCCGAGCAUAACAUUCGGACAUCUAGUCCUUGUUUAGUGUCACCAUGCAGGACCCUGACCAGUGGAAAGACACUGAGGUUGCUGUCUUAAGAGGGUUGUGGGCCUGGCCUUAGGCCCAGCAUGGGACAGAAGCGGGCACCCUGGAGCCGCUAUCCUAAAUUUAGACCCCGUAACACAACUCCAUCGUGUAUGAGAAAAGGGGUGCAUGAGUACGCAUAAAAGCGUGUCUGUGGUUUUUCAUCCUCUCACAGGCUUCAAACCUGGUCUCGAUCGUGCCUGGCUGCCUGUUUAGUGCAUGCAUUCUGAUUUGGAUGGAGCUGCUGUACGGCUUGUCCCCUUAAGUGUUAUCCACUAUUGUUCCCAGACUGUUCCUGAUACUAUAGAGUGACUUUGUACUCAGCUGACCCGACAGCACAUAGAGUACUCCUGUCAUCAUUUCUCUCUCAUACCGUCACAGUCGUCCCGGUGUUUCAGACCUGUGUCACCUUCAACUCACUUGCCACUUUUGAUUCUUCAGACGUGAUCAAUCUGAGACUGACUCGCUUAGUUCUGCUUCAUCCUUGCAGAUUAUCUUCAUGGUGGGAAGAGGCUAUCUGUCACCGGACCUCAGUAAGCUCUACAAGAACUGCCCCAAAGCCAUGAAAAGGUUGGUGGCCGACUGCAUCAAGAAGUCGAAGGAUGAGAGGCCACUUUUCCCGCAGGUGAACCUAAACUCCUGAUAAUCAACAUCUCGAAGUUUAGCGCGGAGUUUUCUCGAGCUAAUCCUUCUUUCUCUCGUUUUCAUUCUUAGAUCUUGUCCUCCAUCGAACUCCUCCAGCAUGCCCUCCCUAAGAUAAACCGCAGUGCCUCAGAACCGUCCCUGCACAGAGCCUCGCACACUGAGGAUAUCAAUGCCUGCACUCUGACCUCCACUAGACUGCCUGUUUUCUAGAAACUCAGACAGUACUGCCCCCCACCUUUCCCUGAAAUACUCAAAAACGCUUGAAUUCUCCACCUACAGAUGCCAAUAUAGACCUAAAAUGUACAUGCAAUCAUACAUAAACCCAUGCUAAUCAAUGAAAUAUGGAAGGGCGUGAGCGAUGACGGAUCGCUUCGGGCUGCACUUAUCGAGAAUUUUGCUGAGGCUCCACAGCGCCGAUGCAUUAAGUAAUGUAAGAUGCAUUUGGUUUUGUAAAUACAUGCACGCACACCUACCUAAGAUGACAAUAAGUGGACACUGAAGGAAGCUCUUGACUCUAGUUCUGCGAUGUGAAGCACAUCCUUCUAUGUGGCCGUCCUGGUUUCUGAUGAAGAGGACCUUUGAAGCUUAAACGCCUUAAGAGGAAACAAAGCCCGGACUUCGAUCCUGCACAAUUCAUCUCCUCUUCUCGUCACAAACAAAGCCGUUGGAUGUAGUCCAUUUAGUUGCACAGUAGUAGUUUAUUUUUGCAUUGUCUUAAAUGAUAAUGGAGUAGAUAUGGGAAAUUAUUGUCUUUUUUUUUUUUUUUUUUUUUUUUGUUAUUGUUGACUUCUUUUUAUCGUCUUUCUUCUUUGGGUCAUUCUGAAGGAUUUAAAGCCUGUCAGACACCGAGCACGAGUGCUGAUGGAAAAACUCAAUUUGCACAUUUUAGCAAAAGCGUUGUUCCAACAGUUUCUCGCUGAGUAAACCGCUCUGUAGAUCGCCACACAUUCUUAUCUGUCCUCACUUUGGGGAGGUUACCAGGAGCUGGACAUUUGACAGUUGUCUUAAAUAUUUAAAAUGAUUUGGAAACUAAUUUGUAUUUGUUUAUCAUGUCUCUUUCAGGAGGUUAAACGUUUUAUUGUGAACUUGGUGAGAGAGUUGUCUAUUCAAUAUUUUAAUAAAAUUAAGUUAAAUUUCUUUGCCAAAGAAA